This is a messenger RNA of Theileria annulata, 621 nucleotides long. RefSeq names its product U1/2 small nuclear ribonucleoprotein, putative. The record is from RefSeq and is a predicted model, not a curated record. Gene Ontology annotation, molecular function: RNA binding. The transcript is spliced from 2 exons. Lineage: Eukaryota; Apicomplexa; Aconoidasida; Piroplasmida; Theileriidae. Bases 1 to 621 code for a protein of 206 amino acids.
AUGAAUACAAAUUAUGACACUUUGGAUAUCUUGCCAUGCCAAACCUUAUAUGUAUACAAUCUCGAUGAUCAAAUACAUAUAGAUGUUUUGAAGAAACUAGUCUACGAAUUAUUUGUUCCAUAUGGAAUUAUAGUGGAUAUAGUAGCUAGAAAAACGAAGACGUUAAGAGGUCAAGCCUUUGUAAUAUUUAGUGAAAUAUCGAGUGCAACUGCAGCAUUAAAAGGAUUAAAUGGAAGGAAAAUUUUAAAUAAAGUUUUGAAGAUUGAAUACGCAAAAAAUCGAUCUUACAAAACACUCAAACCAUCUGAUUACUAUAAGAUGUCAAAAGCCAAUAGAGGGAAAUUUAAACCAAUAUCAGAUUUCCCAGAUGAGUUAAGAUCCAGCGGAACAGAUGAAUCUCAUUCAUUAUUUGUUCAAAAUAUACCUCAUGAUAUGAGUAGGGAGUCGCUGGAAUUGCUCUUCAAACAAUACCCCGGAUUUAGGGGCUGUAGAUUUAUAGAAGGACGAUUUGUAGCUUUUGUUGAUUAUUCAAUGGCCUCUCAAGCAGAGAUCGCAUUAGAGGGUUUGAAUGGAUUUAGAGUAUCUCAUACUCACGCCUUACAAAUCUCACUAGCUAAUUAA